GGCUCCUUGAGAAUCUCAGGAGGAAACGUCACUCAUCUCCGGGACAGAGUGUGGGGAACCCAGAUAAACCAGGUUGUGGCCUUCUGGUACUGAAAGGGGCUCCUGUAGAAGCUGCAGAGGGACUGGGGACAAGGCCUGCAGGGACAGCACCCAGGGAGUGGCUCCCAGUGCCAGAGGGCAGGGCUGGGUGGGAUCUUGGCAAUGAGGAAUUGUUCCCUGGCAGGGUGGGCAGGCCCUGGCCCAGGGUGCCCAGAGCAGCUGGGGCUGCCCCUGGAUCCCUGGCAGUGCCCAAGGCCAGGCUGGACACUGGGGCUGGAGCAGCCUGGCACAGAGGGAGGUGUCCCUGUCCCUGGCUGGUGGCGCGUUCAGGUGACACUGGCUGUGUGCAGGGGCCGGGUCACUGCGGCUUCGCCUCCUUCCAUUACUGUAAUUGGGCCUGAGCGGCCCGGCCCGGGCGGCACGGGCGGGGAUGAAUAAUUCACCGCCUGGAAACAAAACCUCCGGCCUCAAAACCGCUCGGCAUCUGCCGCCGGGGCUCGGCGUGGGAAAGGUGCCAGGAGGCGCCGGGGGAGAGGAGCCGGCGGAUUCCCCGGGGCUGGAGCUGGGGAUGCUCCGGCACCUCCGAGCCCGGAGCCGCUGCCCCUCGCUGCUUCGCCUCCUGGCUCGGCUCGUGCCCCUCAGCCUCCCGGGUUUUCCUCCCACCGAACGGGAAGGAUCUGCCCCUUCCCUUGCCUUGCUCUUUCCCAAGCCCGGAGAGCGGGAUGUCCCUUGCUGUGCAGGGCGGUCACUCCGCUCCAGGGCUGCCCCAGCCGCCCUCGGCUCCGCGGUGUCCCGGUGUCGCGGGUGCGGUGUCCCCGGGCUGGGGCCGGUGCCGGGCAGGGACAGACACCGCGUUGCUGCCACCGGCGCCCCACAAACCCAUCCCCGAAGGGGCUCGGCUGCACCCGGAGCCCAUCCCGGCCCCUGCCCGCUCCCAGCCGGGGCCCGCGGGGCUCACCCACCGUAACCCCUCGCCGUGGGUGCCUGGGGGCCGUGCCCCCCCGCCCUGUCCCCGCCCUGACGUCACCCGGCCCCCCCGUGUCCCCGCACCUGCGGCAGGAUGGAGCCCGGAGCUCGCCUGUGCCUCGCCCUCUGCCUCGCCGGCGUCCUCCCGGCCCCGGGUGAGCAGGGGGGCUCGAGGGGCGCAGAACCCCCUCCGCCGGUCCCUGGGGCAGCAUCGCCCCUCACGCAGGGAAUCCCGGGGCUGGGGGCUCCGGCUGGCGAUGAGGGGGGACGGGGGUCCCGUCGGGCUUCCUGUCCCUCCCAGCUACCGGAGGGUCCCGCGGCCAGGUCCUGGGGGUUCCUCGGGAGGGGUCCGGCUGUACCCCGGCCCCUCCAAGCCCCGCUCCGGGUGUCCCCAGGCUGCCGGGCGGCGCCGGGAAGGUUCGCCUACAAACUGCUCCACGACCUCUUCGCCAACUACUCCAGCGCCCUGCGCCCCGUGGAGGACACGGACCGGGCGCUCAACGUCACCCUCAAGGUCACCUUGGCCCAGAUCAUCGACAUGGACGAGAGGAACCAGGUGCUCACCUCCUACCUGUGGGUCCGCCAGACCUGGCUGGACUCCCACCUCACCUGGGACAAGGACGAGUACGGCGGCAUCGACAGCAUCCGCAUCCCCAGCAGCUACGUCUGGCGGCCGGACAUCAUCCUCUACAAUAACGCCGACGAGCACUUCGGCGGCUCCAUGGAGACCAACGUGGUGCUGCGCUCCGACGGGCACAUCACGUGGGACUCGCCCGCAAUCACCAAGAGCUCCUGCAAGGUGGACGUGUCCUACUUCCCCUUCGACGGGCAGCAGUGCCGCCUCACCUUCGGCUCCUGGACCUACAACGGGAACCAGAUCGACCUCCGCAACCAGCUGGACUCCGGCGACCUGACGGACUUCGUGGAGAACGUGGAGUGGGAGGUGCUGGGCAUGCCGGCCACCAGGAACGUCAUCACCUACGGCUGCUGCUCCGAGCCCUACCCCGACGUCACCUACACGCUGCUCCUGCGCCGCCGCGCCUCCUUCUACAUCUUCAACCUGCUCCUGCCCUGCAUCAUGGUCUCCUUCCUGGCGCCCCUGGGCUUCUACCUGCCGGCCGCCUCGGGGGAGAAGGUGUCGCUGGGGGUGACGGUGCUGCUGGCCCUCACCGUGUUCCAGCUGCUGGUGGCCGAGAGCAUGCCCCCCUCGGAGAGCGUGCCGCUCAUCGGGAAGUACUACAUCGCCACCAUGACCAUGAUCACGGCCUCCACGGCGCUCACCAUCUUCAUCAUGAACGUGCACCACUGCGGGCCGGGGGCCCGGCCCGUGCCCCCCUGGGCGCGCCGGCUCAUCCUGCACCACAUGGCCCGGCUCUGCUGCGUCUACGAGGUGGGCGAGAGCUGCAAGAGCCCCCAGCGUGGGCCGGGCGGGCGGGCAGCCGCGGGGGAUGUCAGGGCAGCGGGGGAGAGCCCCGGCGAGGGGCAGGUGGGCACGCAGGUGAGGGGCUGCCCCUGGGACCACUGCCUGUGCCACCACGACGCCCUGCUGAGGAACGUCGGGUACAUCGCCAGCUGCUUUCGGCGCCACCGCGCCAACCAGCGCCGCACCGGCGAGUGGAAGAAGGUGGCCAAGGUGAUGGACCGCUUCUUCAUGUGGGUCUUCUUCCUCAUGGUCUUCCUCAUGAGCGUGCUGGUCCUGGGCAACGCUGCCUGAUGGCUUUGCGGGCCCGGCACUGCGACCCCCCGGGAUGGCGGGGGCUGCGGGUGCCUGGUGAGGGUGACACAAAUGUCCCUGGUGCCCCCCAGAGCUGCAGGGUGGGAGCUGCACCAUCCCUGGGGAAGAGGUGCCCGAGGGUGGGACCCCCUGCUGCAGGGCUGGGGGGUCCCAGCCCCUGUCCCACUGUACCAGAGUGGGCACCCACAUCCCCCCGUGGCAUCCUGCACCUGAGAAAUUCCAAAGUGGAA
This is a messenger RNA of Haemorhous mexicanus (house finch), 2970 nucleotides long. It is a transcript of the gene CHRNA10, whose product is annotated as cholinergic receptor nicotinic alpha 10 subunit. Gene Ontology annotation, biological process: regulation of membrane potential; chemical synaptic transmission; monoatomic ion transmembrane transport. The transcript has 4 exons. Gene Ontology annotation, cellular component: neuron projection; synapse; postsynaptic membrane. The record is from RefSeq and is a predicted model, not a curated record. Lineage: Eukaryota; Metazoa; Chordata; Aves; Passeriformes; Fringillidae. Bases 1100 to 2719 code for a protein of 539 amino acids. Gene Ontology annotation, molecular function: acetylcholine-gated monoatomic cation-selective channel activity; transmembrane signaling receptor activity.